AACGAUUGUCUAGUACUUUCCGAAAUGAUUAAUUACGGAUUAAUUCUUAAUUCUCCUCCCUUCCUGCAACCCUAAUCACCAAUUCACCAUGACAUGGGACUGCUUCUGAACAAACCAUUCAUCGUACACCAUCAUUUCUCGAGCCCUCCACUUGUUUCCGACAUUCUUAAAAGUAAUGGCACCCCUCGCUGCUGCCACCGGCUCUGCACUCUCAGUUAAGCUCCCACCAACUCCGGCUAAAACUAGUAUUCCUGAGCACCUGAGGAACAAGCAUCAUCAUAAAGAGCCCAAGAUUUGGAAUCAAUUGAGGAUACCCCCCAAAUUGCACUCACAAAAACUGCAUCUAUACACAAAGCAUCAACCAUUUGAGGCAAUAAGGUCUACCAGACAACUAAAUAGACAGAAACAAUCCUCUUUUGUCUGUGCAGCAGCAUCUGCCACGAGAUGUGCAAGUGCGCAAACUCUACCCCGUGUUGACAAACCGAAAACAGCAAACACUGCUCCACAACAAGAUAAGACGGGAUUCACACCGAGACUUGAUGACAGCGGCCCUAGCCUUCCACCUCGGUAUGGUGGAGGUGGUGGCGGGGGAGGAGGCGGAGCACCCUCGUCCGGUGGAUUCUUUUUGUUUGGCUUUCUUCUUAUCCUAUCAUAUCUGAAAGAGGAGGAGGAGAAACUACUUAGGAGUAAGAGAAAUAAGUAGAGAAAUAGGGAGCUCCAAGGAGAAAUAAUGUAGCAUAUAACUUAUAUAGUGACAUGACACUAAUAUGUGCCCUUGUCUGAAUAUAUAUAUAUCUAUAUAUAUUUUUAUAUACAGGUGAUUAUAAACAAAUUUAUUGUAACAUCGGUGAGACAUAUGUCACAUCGGUGGUGAGACAAUUUCAUAUUUUAUA
This is a messenger RNA of Ipomoea triloba (trilobed morning glory), 893 nucleotides long. Its product is annotated as protein FERTILITY RESTORER RF2, mitochondrial-like. Gene Ontology annotation, cellular component: chloroplast. Gene Ontology annotation, biological process: thylakoid membrane organization; chloroplast organization. The transcript has 5 exons. The record is from RefSeq and is a predicted model, not a curated record. Bases 176 to 703 code for a protein of 175 amino acids. Lineage: Eukaryota; Viridiplantae; Streptophyta; Magnoliopsida; Solanales; Convolvulaceae.